Messenger RNA from Cantharellus anzutake, 657 nucleotides. RefSeq lists its product as uncharacterized. The coding region runs from base 1 to 657 and encodes 218 amino acids. The transcript has a single exon. The record is from RefSeq and is a predicted model, not a curated record. Lineage: Eukaryota; Fungi; Basidiomycota; Agaricomycetes; Cantharellales; Hydnaceae.
AUGUCAUUCUCCUCAUCCUCAAAUUCUAUCAUAUCUUCCUCACCUCUUUGUUCAACCUUUAAACUACCCGAACGUGCAUAUGGGCACCUCAGCGAUCUUCCUCCUAUCAAUUGGGAUCUGAUACAUGAUCACAACUCAGAGCACAAGACUCACCCUGAAUUGAUGAAGGAGAUUGACGAAAUGCAACACGAGUUUUGGAAGGCAAAGACACUGGUAGAAAGAGCCGUUAAUGUGGUGGAUGCAGCAAAUGCCCAGUUGGCAUUGGGAGGAAUGUAUGUGUCUAAAUCACAGACACAACUUCUAGUGCGGGAGGAAUUGGAAAAGUCAAAAGAGAAAGAGGAAGGUGGACGUAUCAAGGGAACGUUCAGCCGCAUUGUGACACAUGAAGGUUUUUUGAGGGAUCAAGCUGAGCGCACUCAAUGGAGGCUGGAUGAGGCUGAGCUGGAGAAGCUGAAGGAGGAGGCCAAGGAGGGAUGGAGAACGUUCAAUAGCAGAGGUGGCGAAAUGGUGAGAGGAAAAAGCACGCUUAGUUGCGAUCAAACAAAGAGUGCCAGCAAAGCCAUCGGAAAUCCGAAUGAGGGGUUGGAUGGCUCAGAAUUAUCCACAGCUCCAGCAGAACAAGCCCCCUGCAAUGCUGGAGGUGCCAGGGUGUGCUGA